ACGACUUGAACGUGUCCUGUUCUGGGAAUGAUCGUGAGGUUAUUCAGUGUUCCCUCGAAGAGUGUAAUUGAGCAUUUAUUUGUGCUUUCUCUGAUGGUGGAGCUGCGCGUCGUGACUCUGGAGGCGCCCACGGUGUUUUGUCGAGCUGGACUCUGUCACAGACGCAUCCUGCCUCUAUCUCUCUCCAGGACUGAAGAGUCACUUCAUCCACAGGGGGAGGGAGCUGAGAGCCUGGCAAAAAGGAAGGAGGGAGGCAAAGAAGUCAAGGGACACUUUUUAAUGGAGCAGCAACACGUGGACCUUGGUUUAGUCUUCUUUUGGAUUCGAUCUUCAUUUAUUACCUACUGACCAUCAAGUUUCCAUCGAGCCUGCGUCGUGUUGUUUCUUUCUGUACAGAUUAACUCAUGUUUAUAUUAUAUUUAUAUAAUAUAUAUAUAUAUAUGGUUAGCAAAGUCUGAGUCGUCGUGCUGUCUUAUGUGCGGUGUUGGGAUCACUGUGCUACAUUUCCCCAUCUGAUUGGGGAAAAGGCUGUAGGGAAAGAAAAAAAGAUGGAAAGACUCAAAACGACGAGUUCACAGACGGGAUGGAAACUUUUAAGGGAGUCGCUGCUUCUGUGCCUUUUUGCCGGCCAUGGAGGGGCUCAGUGCAGCGGCUGUGUUGAGUACUGCUGCGAUGGAGUGCCUCCCUUCUGCUGCUCAUACUACGCCUACAUGGGGGAUGUACUCUCGGGAACAGCUAUUUCAGGGAUCGUGUUUGGAGUAGUCUUUCUGAUGGGAGCUGUGGCAGCCAUAUUUUUGUGCAUUUGCAUGUGCUUGAAGAAUGGCCGUGGAGCCAGAGUGGGCGUUUUCAACACAUCAUACAUCAACACAGUGACUCAGGGCUAUCCAGGGCCACCACCUCCCUACAGCUUUGACUACGAGAUGUAUCCCCCAGAUCUUCAACCUCCUCCAUAUACCCCAAGGCCUCCAAGAACAGCAAACUACUCCCCACCCCCACCUUACCCCGGCUACAAUCAAAAAUAAACUUUCGUUAUGCCCACACUUGAGAAGUGGGUUGGAAAACGCUACUUAUGAUAUACAGAGCUGCAUUGGACAGAAUGACAAUGUUACAAAAUAUUAAAAGUUGCCUCUGGUACAUUGUGAGUAAGAAAAAUAACUGAACUCUGGGAUAUUGUGUCUGCAUCCUGUGCAUUCUUAUGACCCAAGGCCUUUUUUAAUACGAUUUAUAUUAAUGGGGAUGUGGAUCAUUCCCAGUGUUUGUAUACGUUGACUUUUUUAAAUGGUUUGGGUGUACAUUUGAAGGAAUAUGCAGGUGGUCUAUGGACACUUGGAUUACUCUCUGACACAAAAUGUAGAAGCAAUGUCAUGGAUAAAGCCAUGCUCUAUUUUGGGAUUAUGACUCGAAGAACAGUUGUAUCUAUUUCAUGAUGAGCCAUAUUGUUCACAUGCAGGACUUUGUACUUUAAUAUGUGAAUAGAAACUAGAUGAUAUUGAUGUCAAAAGAGUAUAAGCCUGUGAAAUUCAAUGAAUACAAUGACUGUGAGGAAGUAGCGGCUCAGUGGUUAAGGAUUUGUUCUACUGAUCAGAAAAAUGAGCAAGGCCCUUAACCCUCAACUUUUCAGUUGUAUCUUGUCUCAAAUGUAAGUCGCUUUGGAUGAAAGUGUCAGCCAAUUAGCAAAAUGUGACAAAUGUAAUUGAUUGAGUGGUGUGCUCAUAAAGAGAAUAGAAAACCAAUGAACUUUUUGUUAAACUCAUUGGGCUACAUAAAUAUACAAUGACGUCAGGAGUAUUGGCACCCAUGGUAAUAAAAAUGGUUUUGUUGUUUAUCUUACACUGAACAUAUGAGAGAAAUAUAAUCUUUCAUGUGAGGUAAGAUAAUUUAAAGAAAAAGAAUAAACACCCUUUAAAUCUGCGUGAGCAGAAUGUAUUUUCCAUGUAUUCUCAUUCGUGUUUAAAUGCUAAGCAUUUCAUCCGAUACGCCUUUGUGGAUGGACUGUUGUGUUUGUGGGGGUUACCAAUGUGACUAUGUAUUUCCAGAUUCGAUGCCGAGAUGCCUCAGCACUCAUGGAUGAAUCAUGUCCUUCUGACACAAACUGUUGUUUUUUUUGUUUUUGGUUGCAUUUCAGCACCAAUGUGGCCUGCACUGUAUCCUGCUUAACUCCAUCCAUCAACUAUUGUGAUUUCUGCAACCCAACUUAAUAUGUUUAGUUUGCAAAUGAAUUGGCUACUAAUUUUCCCCGAGCUCUUCACUUCAUUGCUCUGUUGCAUUGUUGCUAGCAGCUAUGCCCAUUGCCUUCUCUACUUCUGAUUCAGUAAAAGCACUCAGUCCACUUCUAUGAGACUAAUCAUCAGAGUCUUCUCUUCCUGCAGCUGCAAUGCAGAGAAGAAGCUUUAUUUCUUCCCAGUGGGCUCUGCUGCUAUACCUGCUGCUCAUUUCACUCCUCACUGCAGCCGCACAGGAAGAUGAUGCUUAGCCAGCUGUAUUUCCAUAGCCUGCAAGGUGUGCUUCAUGUGUCUCUAAUGGCAUUAUACUUUCGUUGCUAGGCUCUGUAAGUUCAUGUUACAAAUUUGGGUAUUGACCAUGACCAUCAUCCAGAUACAUCAGGGAAGUACAAACAGCUCUCUACCCGACCUGAAAAUACACAAAAGUCUGGGAAAUGAACAAAGAUUCAACAGUUCACAGAUAUAACAAGAUAUAACAAUAGUUACCUUACGUUCACACUAGUGAUUAUUUGCCGGUGUCAUGAGUAGUUUUCUCUUGUGGGAAUCUUAGUUUCAAUAUGCAGUCCCCUCUGGAACUAUUGGAAUGGCAAGGCUGAUUCAUUUGUUUGUGCUAUACAAUAAAGACAUUUGGGUUUGAGAUCAAAAGAUGGAGAUGAGACGAGAUUUUAAGAUUUCAGGUUUUAUUUCCUGGUAUUUACAUGUUAAACAACAUAAAACAUAGAACCUUUUGUAUCAAACCACCCAAUCUUUAGUUGAGCAAAAGUAUAGGAACAGAUAAGUCUUGAAGUAAAUUAAAGUAAAUAACACUUAAUAUUUGGUUUCAUAUCUCUUGCGUGCAAUAACUGCAUCAAGCCCUUGAUUCAGUGACAUCAGCAAAUUGUUAGGUUUUUCUUUUGUGAUCCCUUUCCAGGCUUUUACCUCAGCCUCUUUCAGUUGUUGUUUGUUUUGAGGUGUUUCUCCCUUCAGUCUCCUCUUCAGGAGGUGAAAUGCUGCUCAACUGGAUUAAGGUCUGGUGAUUGACUUGUCCAGUCUAAAACCUUCCACUUUUUUCCCCUGAUACAGUCCUUUGCUGAGUUGACAGUGUGUUUUGGAUCAUUGUUUUGCUGCAGAAGUUCCUCUCGAUUAAUUUGGAUGCAUUUCUCUGAAAAUUGUCAGACAAAAUAUUCCUGUAAACUUCUGAAUUCAUUCUGCUGCAACCAUCAUGAGCUACAUCAUCAAUAAAGAUUAGUGAUCCUGUUCCAGAAGCAGCCAUGCAAGCCCAAACCAUGACACUAUCAGAUGAGAGUGUUUGUUUUGGAUUAUGAGCGGAUCUGUUCUUUCUCCACACUUUCUCCACAUUGCAAAUUCCAAUCUGGCUAUCCGAUUCUUACUGCUGAUGACUGGUUUUCAUCUUGUGUCCUCUAUAUUUCUGCUCUCAAAGUCUUCUUCGAACAGUGGAUUAUGAUACCUUAACCUUUGCCCUGUGGAGCUCAUUGGUGAUGUCACUGACUGUUGUUUUUGGGUUUUCUUUCACAGCUCUCACCAUGUAUCUGUCACCAGCUGUUGUUUUCCUUGGUCGACCCAUUCAGUGUCUGUUGCUCAGUGCACCAGUGGUUUCUUUCUUUUUCAGGACACUCCAUAUUGUUGUAUUUGCUAUGCCCUAAAUUUUGUUUGACACACCUGGGUAAUAAAAACCCUGUCAAUUACGUGUUCCAAUAUUUGUGCUUGCCUAAAAAUUAGGUGGUCUGACACAAAAUGUACUAUGUUCUAUGUUGUUUAACAUGUCUACGUAUAAAUACCAGGAAAUAAAAGCUAAA
Messenger RNA from Ictalurus furcatus (blue catfish), 4018 nucleotides. RefSeq names its product cysteine/tyrosine-rich 1 (gene cyyr1). Lineage: Eukaryota; Metazoa; Chordata; Actinopteri; Siluriformes; Ictaluridae. Bases 549 to 1022 code for a protein of 157 amino acids. The record is from RefSeq and is a predicted model, not a curated record. The transcript is spliced from 4 exons.